CAAGGUCUCGCAACCAAAUCUUGGGUUCGGGAGUCGGUUAUGCGAAGGGAAGGUAUUAGCACCCCUACGCAUCCGUAGUACUCUACGGGAUCCACUUAUGCGGUUUCUGUUUAAAGGGUAUGGUUUUGCCUAAUGUGCUAUUUACUAAAAAGGUUAAGAGAAAUGGACUCGCGCGGAUGUCGCAUCCACUGCAUACGUAUCUCAUAUGAAUAUGAGAAUCAGAGUCUUCGUAGCUCGGCUGACCUAUGGGUUGGGGUAAUUGUGCUCGCUAAGACAUCGCGUCUUAUGCCUACGUAUCUCAUCUGGAAUGAGAAUCAGAGCAAGCCGUAGUUCGACUAACUACGGGGUUAUGGAUUAUGUUACGGGGUGAACAACGUUACUACGCAAUCUACCGGAUGCUCGACCUUUGGAGACUUACUCGCCUGUAGUAGAAGGAGUAAACGUGUUGCUUUGGGUUUUAGGUUUUGUUUGCGUUGUAGGAACGCGCAUGCAAAAAGGAAGUCCUAGGCGGAGGAACAGUGCUACCUAAAUUGGCAUGCAAACGGGAGACUAUGCGAAGCCUCGCAUCCUAUGGGGAAAUAAUCACAUCACACAAAACAUAUAUCUUGAAAUAGAAAAAAUGCCACCAAGGGGCUCAAACAUUGCCUCCUACCGAGGUCUUCCAGCUAAGAAACAGUAGAAAUAAAAGGGAAGAAGUAAAAUACCACACGGAUCAAGAUCCGAAGUUACAGCAAUUAAAGGAUAAGCGACCCUGAGAUUCUCCCAAGCUGAUGAGAGACCUGUUAAAAUUGGAAGACAAGGCCGGAUUGGCGAAGCAACGUUUAGGGUUUGCGCGAGGCGGAAUGAACUUCUCAGGGCUGCCCGAAGGUUGCUGCAGAGUAGUUCCUAGAUUUGAAACUCCACGUGAACUCCAAGUCUAUUUCUCAGGGAAUUUCCAAGUGUCUGAAACCCUACUGAAACUCUUAUAUUUAUAGCUGAUUUUCGUGGACUUGUGGGCUUGGAAUGAGGGAGACCCAAAAUUUGUUAUAUUUUAAUUAUUUAUUUAUUUUUUUCUUUUUUUCUUUUCCUUUUUUUUUUUUUUUUGGAAAAACUGAAGGGUAAAUUUUGGGGUAUUACACAAUUGAUUCCAAAAUUGAUCUUUGAAUCCAUGAUAGAUUUCUGCUAUUGUAGUUAACCAAUACUUGUAUGCGUUAUAUUCAACUAAUUACCAUGUUUUGAAUUUUCAAUACAAGGUUGCCUAGCUUUGCCAUACAUAUAUGGCAGACAUUGCAGUGUCCAUUAUAGCUAAGCUUUCAGAAUAUUUGGUCGACCCUAUAUUAAACAAUGCUCGUUACGUUUUCGGUUUCAACCAAAUCGUUAGAGGUCUUUAUGAUCAAAAGGACGAGUUGAUAGUAACCCAAAAGAGUGUGAAGGAGCGCAUGAAAGAAGCCAGAAGGAAAACCGAAAUAAUCGAGGAAGCUGUAGAGAGGUGGAUGAAUGAUGUUAAUAAUGUCUUAAAAGAUGUAGAAAAGCUUGAAGAAAAAACUAAAGAUAACAAAGGGUGUUACCGUGUAACUUUCCAAUACUUUCUAGCAAAAGAAGCAGAGAAUUCGACAAAGAGAAUGAAGAAUCUAUAUAUCAGCUGCAUAUUUGAGCCAUUUUCUAGGCGCACAGAGCUUCCUGGCAUGAAAUACUUUUCAUCCAAAAACUUUGUGUAUUCCAAGUCCACUGAGCAUGCUUAUAAUAAACUCAUGGAGGCAUUGAAAGAUGGAAAAUGUAACAUGAUUGGAUUUCAUGGGAUGGGAGGAUCUGGUAAAACCACUUUGGUGAAAGAGGUUGGGAAGAAAGCCGAGGAGUUGCAACUUUUCGACAAAGUUGUUAUGGCUGUUGUCUCUCACAAUCCAGAAGUGACGAAUAUCCAAGGUCAAAUUGCAGACAGUUUGGAUUUGAUAUUGAGGGAAGAGACAACAAUUGGUAGAGCACAAAGACUUUCGACAAGCUUACAAGUUGAGAGGACUCUUGUGAUCUUGGAUGAUGUGUGGGAGAAUCUUGAUUUUGAAGCCAUAGGGAUUCCACCAUGUUGCACUGUCUUGCUAGCUACUCGCGGUCGAGAUGUAUGCGUGUCUAUGAACUGUCAAAUUACGGUUGAGUUGUCUCUCUUGGAUGAGGAGGAAGCCUGGACUUUGUUUAAAAGAUGUGCAGAUAUCAUUGAUGACUCACCAUAUGCCUUGAAGUUGAAGAAUGUGCCAAGGAAAAUUGCUAAAAAAUGCAAAGGACUCCCCAUUGCAAUUGUGACUAUGGCAAGUAUGUUAAGAGGGAAGAAAGUUGAAGAAUGGGAGUUAGCAUUGCUUAGACUAGAGGAAUCACAGGAACUUGAUGUUGAAGAAGUGUUGAGCAGUUGUUAUGCAUGUAUCAAGUUAAGCUAUGACAAUUUGACAAAGCAAGUUUCGAAGAAUCUCUUUUUGUUGUGCUCGAUAUUUCCAGAAGAUUAUGAGAUCAAUAUGGAAGAUUUGGUUAGGUACAUAAAGGGACUCGGACCAUCUGCCGGGACUAUUGGAACAAUGGAGAAAGUGAGGAGAGAGACACAAGUGACCAUGAACAUCCUUAAGGAUUCAUAUUUGUUGCAACCUUGUGGUAAACAAGAAUUUGUGAAAAUGCAUGACUUAGUUCGGGAUGCAGCCUUAUGGAUUGCUUCGAAAGAAGGUAAAGCGAUUAAGAUACCGGCCAAAACAUCGGUAGCAGUAGAAGAAAAUGUAAAAGAGAUCGCAGCGAUGUCCUUAUGGAGCAUGGAAAAUCUUCCUUCUAUUGAUCAAUUGCAGUGUUCAGCACUCAAGACUCUUCUACUUCAUUCCACAGAUGAAUCUUCUUUACAAUUACCAAAAGAAUAUUUUGGAAAGAUGCAAAUGUUGGAAGUCUUGGGGAUUACAAAAUUUUACUACACAUGGCGCAAUCUGUAUACGCUGCGCUACUUGAGUUCAUCAUUGUCUAUCUUUGCCGUGCCACAAUCGAUGGAGAGAUUAACUAUGCUACGGACUCUUUGUCUAAGAGGAUAUGAUUUAGGCGAUAUCUCUAUACUGGCAAGCUUAACAAGACUUGAGAUUCUCGAUUUGCGCAGUUCAUCUUUCGAUGAGCUGCCACAAGGAAUCACAACUUUGCAGAAACUAAGACUACUGGAUAUAUACACUUGCCGCAUCAAGAAGAACAACCCUUAUGAAGUGAUAAGGAAGUGUACACAGCUAGAGGAAUUGUAUAUAUGGAGAGUUGAAGAUGAUUCUUUACCGAUUAUCUCUUUACCAAGGUUGCAUAGAUAUGUAAUUGUAUGCGACAAGUUCAGGGAAAACUGUAGAUUCCUCAUCGAUGCUUAUCUAGAGGAUCACGUGCCAUCAAGAGCAUUAUGCAUAGACCAGUUUGAUGCCUCAGCUCUUAUUCAUGAUUCAUCUUCAAUCAAAGAUUUGUUUCUGAGAUCGGAGCAUCUUUACAUGGGACAUCUUCGGGGAGGGUGCAAGAGCAUCGUCCCACACAUGGAUCAAGGAGGCAUGAAUGAGAUGAUUGGACUAAUACUCGAAUCUUGUUCAGAAAUAGAAUGCCUUCUUGAUACUACAAAUACCAAUUUGCCAGCAUUCUUUGAGUUGGUUACGUUGAAGUUGAUAUGGAUGAAUGGUCUUAAACGAGUUUUCAAUGAUCCAUCUUUCCAAUGCCCUCUUGAAAAAUUACAAGACCUGCAGAUAGAGUAUUGUACACAACUGAGUAGCAUAUCUUUUCCAAGGAAUUCAAAUAUGUGUAAUCUUAAGAUUCUAAGAUUACAGUGGUGUCCAAUGCUAACUUCAUCACUUUUUGUACCUGCCAUUGCUCGACGCCUAAUGCUACUAGAGGAAUUAAAAAUAUUUGAUUGUAGCAAGUUGAAGCAUAUCAUAGCAGAAGAGUAUGAAGCAGAUGAGAAUGCUAGUAAUCCAAGUCCUACCUUGAAAGUGUUCCCAAAUUUAAGGAUUCUUCAUGUGCACGGUUGCCAUAGUUUAGAAUCAAUCUUUCCAAUCUCUUUUGCUCAAAGCCUAGAGAGAUUAGAGAAGAUAGUUAUAUGGUACAACUUUGGGUUAAAUUAUGUAUUCGGUACACACAAAGAUUACAAGAAUAGUGUGAAUGAGGUUAAGGCCAACAUCAACCUCAUUUCUUUAAGAAGAAUCUCACUUGUAUCAUUGUCGAAUUUGAUUGACAUUUUCCCGAAACAUUGUCAUCCAAGGUCGCCAAAUUUGAAAGAGAUAGAAUGCAGAGAAUGUCCUCGCUUAUCAACCAACCUUAUGUACAAGACUUUGCUCAGUUCAGAUCAACAGAAAGGUCUCAUGGCCACUGAGGAGAGAGUAGUCUUUCCUGAUAGCGAAGAAUCUGUCCUAGCCUUGGAAUAUCUUACCUUUGAGAAUUCCAUGGUAGAAGGUAUUUUCCAAAUGCAAGCUGCAAAACAAGGGCCAUUAAAUUCAAACUUAUCUCAUUUAUGUUUAAAGCAUUUACCCGAGUUGAGGCUUAUUUGGAAGGGCCCAAAAGAUGUUCUCGGCCUCCAGAAGCUCAAGAGUUUGGUGCUGGUUGGAUGCAGAAACUUGGAAACCAUCUUCUCUCCUACUAUUGUUGGAAUCCUAUCUGAGCUGAGUGAACUUGUUGUAAGCAAGUGUGAUAAGUUGGAACAAAUCAUUUGUUCGGAUCGUUUAGCGCAAGAUGGAAACUUACCUGUUUUUUCCAAAUCAGUGUGCUUCCCUCUACUGUCCAUUGUUCAUGUCUUUCAGUGCAACAAUUUGAAAAGCCUUUUCUCUCAUUCAUUGCCUUCUCCAUUUCCUGAACUAGAAUUUAUUACUAUAGAGGAGUGUUCUGAAAUAGAACAGGUUUUCUUUUUCAAUGAAGAUGAUAAAGGUCAACAUGUGGCAGAAGAAAACAAACAGAAUUUAGUGCUUCCAAAAUUGCGCGAGGUGAAACUCGUACAUUUGCCAAACAUCACUGAAUUUUCUAAAGGACCUUAUAAACUGCAGCAAAAUGUGAAACAUUACACAGUGAGACACUGUCCCAAAUAUACUUGUGCUCGGUUGCAGGAAAAGACUCCAUUUUCAGCCAUACAUUUACAAACAAUUGGGGAUGUUUGUGAAAUGGGAUUAGGAUCUGGCUCAACUAGUACUUUUUCCGCCACUGCUGAUAUUAAUCCUCAGAUACAAGAGAGGGUGAGCAAGUUGGAAACAAACUUAGAAUCUGAGAGACAAAGAAGAAGGCUGAUGGAGUUAGAUUUGCAGGUUGAGAGGGAAAGGCGAAAACUAAUAGAACUGAAACUGGAAACUGAGCAAGAAAGACGACGAAUCAUGGAAGAAACAAUGCUUUCUUUCUUUCAUAAAAUGCUUGGAAGGGUCCCUCAACAGUUUUCUCACCUUCUUUCUCAAACUCAAUCGGCACAAAAUGAAGAAAGUGAAGAUCAGGACUUUCAAAAUGUAUCCAUACAGUCCCUCUGAAUCUGUUAUGUUCAAAUAUGAGCUAGCAAAAGGAAAAUGGUCCUAAACUGUUUUUCAACACAGGCCAUACACAUCCACUACUACAUUAGGAGGUUUGUUAAUGUAUUAAUAUAAAAAAGC
Lathyrus oleraceus (garden pea) is the source of this 5579-nucleotide messenger RNA. RefSeq names its product probable disease resistance protein At4g27220. Bases 1257 to 5459 code for a protein of 1400 amino acids. Gene Ontology annotation, molecular function: ADP binding. The record is from RefSeq and is a predicted model, not a curated record. Lineage: Eukaryota; Viridiplantae; Streptophyta; Magnoliopsida; Fabales; Fabaceae. The transcript is spliced from 3 exons.